CUGACACCCUGACUGAGUCAUAGUCAUUCACGUUCAUACAAACGUCGUUUAAACUUAUAACCCGUUAUUAAUCAAACGUCAUUAUUUGAAAAAACGAAUUUACCAAGUGUUGUGCGAAAUAAUUUUUUUCAUUAUGCCUUUCCAUUCUAAAAUUCUAGUAGUAGUAGAGCUUGUUCUAAUCAGUUUUUCUGUGUUAGCUCAGUCUCAAGAUCCAUCAGAAGAUGCAGUGCUGCUCAUGACAACUCUUGAACCUAUUGAUGAUGAAGGUUCAGUGAUUCUUGAUAAAGAUGGUAUGCAUCUCCUUGAAGACGAUGAAGAUGACCGUCCCUGCAGCAAUAUUACUCACUGUGGCAUUUGCAAGGCAUUGGGCUGUGAUUGGGUGGACUGUGAGGACUCAAGUAAUUCAAGUAAACCACACUGUGCUCAGAGUACUUCUGUUGAAUGCAAGCCUGUAAAAUGUCACCAGAAUGACACAUGUGAAGAAAUUGAUUCCUGUGAAGCUUGUGCAGCUAAAAACUGUUCCUGGAUAAAUUGUGGGCCAUCUGGAACUCCCUUGUGCUUCUCAGAAGUUGUGGAAACCUGUAUUCUAGCUUCGUGUAACUCCUCUGUGACGACAAUUGCUCCAGACACCAACACUACUACAACUGCUGCACCCACAACCACUUCUGCCCCGACUACCACAGCUCUGCCUACCACUACUGAUAUCCCUGACACAAACACUACAACUACCACAUCUCCCAACUCUAAUGCCACCACUACCAUGAAUCCUGAUAACACCACAACCACUCCAAAUCCAGAAACUACCACAGAAGUGCCUACUGUGCCUACAACCAUUUCACCCACCACGGUGCCGACAACCACUUCUGCCACCACUACUACAGCAGCUCCAGCUCCUGCUUCUGGAGGCUUCAGUGCUGGCAGCUUCUUUGGUGGCAUCACACUGACCCUGGCCCUGCUUGCUGUAGGAUUUGGAGGCUACAAAUUUUACAAGACUCGUUAUGAUGUCAACUACCGCACACUUUGAGCCUUCUAAAGUCCGCGAGAGUUGAUGCAUGGCUAGUGUGUCUGUUGGACAUGUGGCUACUAGGGGCAAGCAGGAGGAUUUUAUAGCUUCCAUUUUAUUUCUUGCUAUUCUUUUUUCCAUCAUAGAUAAGCCACUAAUGUUUACAGUGAGGAGAUAAACUUUUUGAAACCCCGAGAAAUAUGUAUCUGAAAAAGUUUACUGUGUUCCUUUUAUUAAUCUGGAGCAAACGUGUGUAUCAAAUAUUUUGUUUGAUCAUGUCUCUCCCUCUCACGAAUCUCAGUAACUUGUUAAUGUAAAACAUGUCUAUUUGACCUAAAUUAGUUGAAAAAAGUUACAUAGUGGGCACUCCAUCCACAGUGUCAAGUCCACACACACAGUUUGAUUUCAUAUUAGAAUACCAUGACUGCACAGCCCUACUACAACUUGUAGCUAAUUGUGGUCUGAUCAAAUUUAUAUGCAAUUCUGUUUAUAUAAGGAAAUAAAACGGUAGGUAUACAAUGAACUUUGAAACAGGUUAAACUUUCUGUAAAAUACCACGGAAGAAUUUUGUUUCGACUAGUAACUGUCUGAACUACUGAUCAAUUAUUGGUUAUGCGAUUGUUCCAUUGCUUCCAUCAACGUAUAUAUAUUUCAUAAUAGACUUCUGAAGCUACAAGCCUCCUUUCCUAACCAUAAUGCAUAUUACUUACGGUGUCUCAGCCUUAAAUUAAACUUCAGUCCAUAAUCGGCUACUGGUGCGUUUCAUAAUUGCAAUUUGUGCGAAGAGUUCCCAGCAAUGGAAGUCGUUUCAACUAGAGUUGAACUUUGAACUAGUUGAAACGACUUCCAAAGCAUGGUCAAGUGCAGUUACUAAAAAUGUAACUGGUAUCUCCUCCUGUUGGUUUCUGCUUCUUCUCAUUCGUAUAGCACCUUUAUCAUAGAUUCCUAGUUGCACGCUUUAGCUUCUUUUUAUAAAACUGGUGUUUAGCUAUGUCCCACUGUUCAACUUUUAUUCUUUCGGAUAAGGUUGCCUCAUUUUCCUGCUUUAUUCCUGCAAGCUUUACGUGUAGAGUAUUUACAGAUCAGCCGUAAUCUAUAACAGCUACCACUGCAUGGCGAACUGACCGAUGCUCGCACUGAUAUUUUGAUGCUCGCAGCGCCAGCGCUGGUGCGUUCUAACUUCUUGUUGCACGACUCCGGCUUCAUUACGUCUCACCGUUAUUGAAGUGCUAAAGCGCAACUAAAAAUAUUUUUAAAGGUGUGCCUGGAAGCCUCUAUUACUUGCAUUUAUCUCUUUCAUCAAUUGGAUGCUCUCCCAAAUGGAAAGCAAGAAGCUUAGCAUGUUGGUUUUAUUUUGUGAAAACUGAACUCAAAUGAGCAUUCCUGAUCUUAUAUUAGAAUUAGUCUCUGUGACAAAUUUUGCCGAUCGGUAGCAUGGAUGUUAAAUUACAAUAUCUACUCUCUUAACUGCUUGAUUUUAUUUACUUUCAUUUAAAUCAUGGCUGUGAUUGCUACUUCAAUAUACACGCGACUUAACCCAGUCCACGUUAUAUCUAUUGAUAUUAUUCGUGCCUUCAAGAAGCCCGUCCAUCUCUAACGCGUGUAGGGUCGAGAUCAAUUUAAACCUUCCUUGGUUAGAAAAAACUUCAAAUCGAAUUGAGCGUUGGUUUUGCAAUUCCAUGUUGCUUAAGGUAAAGUGCUACUUAACCGUGUGCAAUAUGUCCAACACUAUAUUAUUAAAUCCGUUCUAUGUUGGAAGCUCAUCGCAUACAGUGAACGUGAUUCUUUCUGUGAUCGUUCGCGCGCGCAUAAUAUCACUGUGCUGUGAAGUGUCAUUAUUGAUGUGCCUUUUAUAGUUCGUUCCUAACUAGUUACAAUUUAAUUCUUGUACUCCAGCGAGAUGCUGCUAGUCUUGCAAGACAAUCAGCAGCACCGUUUCUUACAUUUUUUCCAUGUAAACAACCGUUAAUGAUAUAUUCAAGAGCGCAAAUUGCCAGGUCGCAUGGUUUGGUUGUGAAUCGUAAGCUUCAUUGACGAUUAAAUUAUUAUUGUGAGCAAAAAAAAUGUGGCAAGUUUCUAUCUCGACUGUUCAACAUAGCUAUCCGCUCCCAAGUUAGUCAAGAUUAAGAUUUUUCUACAUGCGCAUUGUUGUUGGAUAACUUGAUCGGCACUGACAAGCUUGUGUUGAUCUUGAUUUCUGAACCCUCAUGGAUUUCUAGAAGUCUGUGCGAUUAAUUUCUACCCAAAAAUGAUAGUCACGAGCAAAAAGAAAACUAAAAUGCUGUAGGAAUUUUGAUGGCCAUCUAAAAAUAAUGUUUCGUUAUAAACUGAUAAGGCCAUGAUGAUUUUAGCUGAAACGUAUAAAGCUUAUAAGAAAUGCUUCUAUCACGCUGUUCUAGCUUUUAACUUGGGCGUCAAGGGGCUUGAUAUAUUUACAAAGGAAUUUAUGUUUAACUAAGCAUUAAUUAGCAGGUAACAUCGAUGGUGUUUAUAAUAUCCUAUAUACAUGGAACUAAUCCAUACAAUUUAUCUCGUCUGGCCGUGCUGGAUCUCGUCAAAUGUGCUACUGGCUUAUCUCACCUGGCAGCUUUGUUGUUGUCUGCUCGCAUUAUGCCAAACGAGUCGUCGCGCAGUAAUUGGCUGUCAAUAGUGCUGUUGCUUUGUUAUUAACAUUUACUUUCCCUACAUUUUGUUCUAUAUAGUUUGCACCUCUUUUAUUUUUGUCAGAGUUAAUUCCUUAUUAUUUACGUGACGGCUCUCUGAAGCGGCUUGGUUGGUCAAUUUGUCGUUUGCCUUAACUAUAGGACUUGACCCUAUUUAUAGGAUUUAACCCUAUAAAUGUAUAGGUAGUGGUUAUAUAGUCCUACUGUGUGUAUUAAAAGACAAUGGGAUAGUCUGUUACUACGCUUGUACUAUUUUAGGUUAGUUUUGAACUUUCCAAGACAUAUUUAUUGCUGUUAUUUUUAUUAUUGGUUGUCAUGUUGCAAGAAUCUAAACGAAUCUCCCUUGAUUAAUUUGAAGCAUCAGCGCGCAAAUAUCUGAGGCGUUGUUAUGGUAAAUCAUUUUUUGCAUUAAGAACUGUUGUGAUGAUCUAAACUAAUAUCCUGUAUUCAGUUAAGAGUUUUAUUUUUGUUCAAUGCACUUGUUGUGAGCAGCCGCCAAAGCGUCAGCUUGUGUCUCAUUGCUCAUGUGAACACUGAACAACUGGAAUCUUAUUAAGUUUGCCAUUUAAUAUCUAUUUAAUUAACUGUUACUUGAACGUAUGGUUAGUACAAAUUAGUGCCCAUUGUGCCACUGAGAGAAAAAAUAUUUUUAUAAUUUUUUCCACAUUUUCCUGACGUGGUCGAUCAUAUUCGAGAUUUUAUAAUGCGUUCCAUUUUAUUGUAUUCGGUGAUCAUCAGUCAUUUCUAAUGUUCUAUCUUAUUUCUCCGUUCUGUACGCGAGGAAACUUAUGAAUAUCGAUGUCAUUUCCAACGGAUUUAGCGGUUGUAGAGGAUCCCUGUGACCGGCACCACGCAUUUUUUAUGUGUACGCAAGCUCUUCUGUUUGUGACUACGAUUGAAUUUAGUAUCAUUUCUCGCAAAAAAAAAUCUGUACGUUCUAUCCUUAUUUGUGUUUUCAAUUUCAACUUUGAUUUUUUGCGCGUUACGGAGGUCUACAAAUUCUCCAUUGCUGUCGAGAUUAUUAUUUUUUUUUGUCCAUGGCUGCGGCCAUGUUUUUGUGUUAAUCUUUACCUAUUUUAUGUUCUAUAAAGCGAAUUUUAUGUUGAUGCAUUGCUACUUAUCGAUAUCGGUCGUUUCACCGUAUUUCAAGAUUAUUCGUUUUAUUCUUUAUCAAGUUGAAAAAUUUUUCAACCCACUAAUUUGACAAUGACCAAAAAACAUUAAAUCCCUGCAAUAUUGUGAAUGUAUUAGCCAAUUAACUUCAUCUUCACAUGCAGGAUUUGGCAAUUGUACGCGAAAAGCCUGACUGUACUGCACUUGAUUUAACUGAUGACUGCCUCAUCGACGGGAGCAGUAGAGCUAAGUCUCAAUUGUUAGAUUAUUUUAUGUCUUUGAUAAAUGAAAACGGAUUGUUCUUUAAUUUCGUUUGGUUGCAUUACUUUAGUACUCGUUAUAUAAACAUCGUUAUUUUUAGCACUAAAGACCUGAAAUCACACCUGCCAUUAGGAGGUGUGAAAUCCUUAUUUAGGCACAACUGACAAGCACCUUGAAAUUUUCUAUGAACUUUCUUGCCCAGCUUAGUAGAUUUUGCUGCUUCCGCAUUUAUAAAAUGUAAGGUAUACAUGCAGAUGCAGGAUUUUCCUUUUAUUGUAAUAGUGCUGCAAGUGAUUACUGCACGAAAUAAAGUGUUGAACAA
Molecule: messenger RNA, 5362 nt
Organism: Hyalella azteca
Lineage: Eukaryota; Metazoa; Arthropoda; Malacostraca; Amphipoda; Hyalellidae
Product: integumentary mucin A.1
Exons: 6
Coding region: 134-1024 (296 amino acids)
Cellular component (GO): cytoplasmic vesicle
Source: RefSeq, a predicted model, not a curated record